GAAUCGGACAUCUCUUGAUCAGAAGAGGUGCGGCGCUUCAACUUCAAAUUGGUGUCAAAACAGUGCCAGUCACCAUCUCACACCUGCAAAAGGGGUUAUAGUGACAGACUUGGACAUUUUCAUUUGUUUCCAGAGUUGAAACAUUUACUUUCGGUCUGCACUGAGGAUAUACAGGAAGAGGUAACCGCAGAUUUCACUUUUGCGCUCAGAUUGUUCUUCCCGUCGCUCUCAGCAUGGCUUCAACAACCUGCACCAGGUUUACCGACGAAUAUCAGCUGUAUGAAGAACUGGGAAAAGGAGCCUUUUCUGUGGUGAGAAGAUGUAUGAAAAUCUCUACUGGUCAGGAAUAUGCUGCCAAAAUCAUCAACACCAAAAAGCUGUCUGCCAGAGAUCACCAAAAACUGGAACGAGAGGCCCGAAUUUGUCGUCUACUCAAGCAUCCCAACAUUGUGAGGCUCCAUGACAGCAUAUCAGAGGAGGGUGUUCACUACCUCGUCUUUGAUUUAGUCACAGGAGGGGAACUGUUUGAAGAUAUUGUUGCCAGAGAGUACUACAGUGAGGCCGAUGCCAGUCAUUGCAUACAGCAGAUUCUAGAGAGUGUUAAUCAUUGUCACCUAAAUGGCAUUGUACAUCGAGACUUGAAGCCAGAGAAUCUUCUCUUGGCCAGCAAACUGAAGGGUGCAGCAGUGAAACUGGCUGAUUUUGGGCUGGCUAUCGAGGUACAGGGAGACCAACAAGCGUGGUUUGGGUUUGCUGGAACUCCAGGUUAUCUGUCUCCUGAGGUGCUGAGGAAGGAGCCUUAUGGCAAACCAGUGGACAUGUGGGCAUGCGGUGUUAUUCUGUACAUCCUUCUUGUGGGUUAUCCUCCUUUCUGGGAUGAAGACCAACAUCGACUUUACCAGCAGAUCAAAGCUGGUGCAUAUGAUUUUCCCUCUCCUGAGUGGGACACAGUGACACCAGAGGCGAAAGAUCUGAUCAACAAGAUGCUGACUAUAAACCCUGCCAAACGCAUCACAGCAGCUGAGGCCCUCAAACACCCCUGGAUCUGUCAACGUUCCACAGUGGCAUCCAUGAUGCACAGACAGGAGACAGUGGAAUGCCUGAAGAAAUUCAAUGCCAGGAGGAAGCUUAAAGGUGCUAUCCUUACUACAAUGCUUGCUACACGGAACUUCUCAAGCAAGAAUCCAUACAAGAAACCUGAUGGUGUUAAGAUCAACAACAAAACCAACGUAAUCACCAGCCCUAAAGAACCUGCCCCCUCUCCUGCUCUGGAGCCUCAAACUACUGUUAUCCACAAUCCCACUGAUGGAAACAAGGAAUCAUCAGAGAGUGCUAACACCACUAUUGAAGAUGAAGACAUUAAAGCACGUAAACAGGAGAUAAUUAAAGUCACAGAGCUGCUGAUCGAAGCCAUUAAUAAUGGAGAUUUUGAAGCAUACACGAAGAUUUGUGACCCUGGACUGACAUCUUUUGAACCUGAAGCUUUGGGAAACCUAGUGGAGGGGACAGAUUUCCACAGGUUCUACUUUGAAAACUCUCUCUCCAAAGGCCACAGACCCAUCCACACCAUCUUGCUGAACCCUCAUGUACACCUGAUCGGAGAGGAUGCUGCAUGCAUCGCUUAUAUAAGGCUCACCCAAUACAUGGAUGUCAACAAUAUGCCUCGCACCAUGCAGUCGGAAGAAACGCGUGUCUGGCACCGUCGUGACGGCAAAUGGCAGAACAUCCACUUCCACCGGUCUGGCUCACCAACUGUGCCCACCAAGUGAGUUAAUAAGGUCUCCAGAGCACAGCCUUUCCUGUCAAAUGAGCUUCAACAAGUGUCUGGCCCAACUCAACCAUGAUCUUCAUAGUUUGCUCUACUGUACCAGAGUCUUGUUUACAUUUACUGUUGGACUAAUAGAAUAUAGCUGGUUGAAGAAUCAUUUCAGAUCAGGAUGUGGUGUGUUUGUAUUUGAGUACAUUUACAUGUAUUGAGUAUGCUGUUUACACACUAUACUCAUUUAUGUGAAAAGCAUGUUCUUACUUAGUACUUAAAUAUUUUUUAAAGGGUUAAAUUUUUGUAUGACAAAAUACAUGGAGCCAUUUGUUAGUCAUCUGUGGUGUUUGGGUACAGGGGUACCGUAUAUCAGAAAAUAAUUAAUCAAGGUUUAAAAAAAAAAUUGAAUUCGUCAAGAUCCAAAAUUUCUUAUUUCUUAAAAUGACAAAUAUGAGCUUGCUUAUGGUUUUCAGUGAUGUACAUUUUGUGAAGUUAUGUGAAGUGCUAUUUCUGCUUACACUUCGGAGCAUUACCAGGUUAUUUUUAGCACACAUACUGUAGGAAGCAUUGUGCGAUUUUCUUGGAUAACCCAAAAUUCUGAGAAGGGAAAAGGUUUAGAGUUUUAUUUUAUUUGCUCAUGAGUUGUCACAGUUAUCGUGCAUCUGAAUAUAUGAAAAAAAGAAUGUAAUAACUCAAAUUUCACUACCAGAUAUGCUCAGAUGCUCAUUCUGGAAAGAAAAAUAAAAUUAAAUCACACAAAUGGCUAGCAAAGCCAGAUAAGUUUUUCUUUUAUUUUCAAUUAAUUGUAUGAAAUUUAGUUUUGUUGUGGUAACUUAAUUGUAUACAUUUUCAAAUGUGUCUGCUUCUCAUUGUAAUUUGUGGUACUCUUCGAGGAAAAUCUAACAGGUUGGUUUCUCAUUUUUAUCUUUUAUGAAUAAUGCAUAACAUUUCACUCUUAGUCAUCUCUCAUACAGAUCCAAAACCUUCCUCCCCAUUUCUUAUGUGAGUCUCUGCCUUGGCAGACAAACCUUGACUGAAGAUCUCAUGUAGAAUAAAUUAAUCCAAGUCAAUGUCUGUCAAUGUCAAAAAAAAGUCUGUACAAAUAAUUCACUACACACAAUUACUUGCACAAUACGAAGAAUGUCUGAAAACAUGGAGAUGCCUCAGUGUACUAUUAAAACAGGCAGAUUGUUUGUCAGAUAGAAUUUUGAUUCUUCUAAGUCCAGUUCAUUAUGGUAAUAUAUUAAGUUACAGUACAACAUUAUAGAAUAAGGAUAUUACCAGAGGAAUUGAUAUAAUAGAUUUCUAAAUAUGUGAAACAUCUAAUAAAAUGUGUGAUUUCUGCAAAA
This is a messenger RNA of Onychostoma macrolepis, 3108 nucleotides long. RefSeq names its product calcium/calmodulin-dependent protein kinase (CaM kinase) II delta 1 (gene camk2d1). Lineage: Eukaryota; Metazoa; Chordata; Actinopteri; Cypriniformes; Cyprinidae. Gene Ontology annotation, cellular component: neuron projection; cytoplasm. Bases 234 to 1769 code for a protein of 511 amino acids. Gene Ontology annotation, biological process: protein phosphorylation. The transcript has 20 exons. Gene Ontology annotation, molecular function: calcium/calmodulin-dependent protein kinase activity; calmodulin binding; ATP binding. The record is from RefSeq and is a predicted model, not a curated record.